GCGUGUGUGUGUAGCCGCGGCGCCCGCGGCUCUUCCACUCCGGCGGGCUCUUCACCCGCCCGCUCGCCUCGCGGAGGCACGCUUCCUUCUUUCUUUCCCUCCCUUCCUCCGGAUCCCUCGGCCUUGGUGGGGGCCAUGCCGUUGGUGCGCUACCGGAAGGUCGUGAUCCUGGGAUACCGCUCCGUGGGUAAAACAUCCCUUGCUCACCAGUUCAUUGAUGGGACAUUUCUGGACUGUUAUGACCCCACAGUGGAAAGCACUUACAACAAAAUGUUGAUGGUGGGGAAAGAUGAAUUUCACCUGCAGCUAGUAGACACAGCAGGACAGGAUGAAUAUACUAUCUUGCCUCAUUCGUUCACCAUCGGCAUCCAUGGCUAUGUGCUGGUGUAUUCUGUCACAUCCCUCAAGAGUUUUCAGGUGGUGAAGUCUUUGCACAGCAAAUUAUAUGAAAGCAGAGGGAAAACAAGGAUGCCUGUAGUGCUCGUUGGCAAUAAAGCUGAUUUAUCUCUAGAAAGCCGGCAGGUGAAGACCGAUGAAGGAAGGAAACUUGCCGAUUCCUGGGGUGCUGUUUUUUUGGAAUCUUCUGCAAAAGAAAAGCAGAUGACUCAAGGUAUUUUCACAAAGGUUAUUGAGGAGAUUGAUCGUGUGGACAACUCAUGUGGCGAGCAUCGUAGUUGUAUUCUCAUGUGAUGUCUCCUUUCCCCAUCUGAAGCCACUCUGCAGGUGCGAGGAGUCUGUCGGGAGACUCGGGCCAACUCAGGAGAGGCAUUAGAGCUACCUGGAGCCCCAAACAAUGGGUCUGAAGUAGCGUACGGGUAAUCCACACAGAAACAAAUAUAUACCUCAUUGAUCACCCCCUCGAGCAGGGGGCGGCCAUGUUUUGCACAUUAGUUUGCUAGAUGCAAUCUCUGUGUGUGUAUACACACAUAUAUAUGUCUUGCCAAAUGUUUACAGAACUAGGAGGUCAGGAGCACAAUAAGUUGUAUUUAUGUCUUUUUUUAUGAAGGGACUCUUCUGUAUAUUUGUAACAAAGUAUAAUCCAUACACAUGCAACUUUACACACAUAUUUGUUUACGUCUUUGGUGUACCUGAGAAGCAGCCAAGUGUAACUUUUUCCUGCUGUGGAAUCCACUGAGGGCUAGAUCUUUGAAUUGUACUCCUUUUUUAGCAGCAACUUGCAAUGCAGUCCCAAAUAGGCAGUUAUUUUUUUUUCAGUUGUGCUUUUGACAACCUGCUUUCUUUUCUUUUCUUUUUGGCAAAGUAUGGUCUUGAUCCAAAAUUUGACACCCCCCCCACCUUUUUGUUUUCAUAAGGUUUGAAAUGGCUGAUGGGUCAGCAAAACCUGAUAUUUUUUUUCUUUGAUUAUGCAAGUAAAAGCAACUUUCUUCAGGAGGCA
Messenger RNA from Anolis sagrei ordinatus, 1396 nucleotides. RefSeq names its product RHEB like 1 (gene RHEBL1). Gene Ontology annotation, cellular component: plasma membrane. Gene Ontology annotation, molecular function: GTPase activity; GTP binding; GDP binding. Gene Ontology annotation, biological process: small GTPase-mediated signal transduction. The record is from RefSeq and is a predicted model, not a curated record. NCBI's taxonomy places the organism in Eukaryota, Metazoa, Chordata, Lepidosauria, Squamata, Anolidae.